UAUGUAUGGAAAACCUUUAUUCAUAGAGACAUGAUUGGUGAUAUAAAGAGAUCGAUGUAGUGAAGAUGAGUGGUGAAGGUAAGGAUCACGAAGAAGAAGAUGAAGCAAAACUUCCUGGAUUCAGGUUUCAUCCCACUGACGAAGAGCUUUUAGGGUAUUAUCUUCGAAGAAAAGUAGAGAACAAACCCAUCAAACUCGAACUUAUCAAACAGAUCGAUAUCUAUAAGUUCGAUCCUUGGGAUCUUCCAAGAGUAAGCAGCGUUGGGGAAAACGAGUGGUACUUCUUCUGCAUGAGAGGCAGGAAAUACAAGAAUAGCGUUAGACCAAACCGAGUCACCGGUUCAGGUUUCUGGAAAGCCACCGGUAUUGAUAAACCGGUUUACUCAAAUCUUGAUUGCAUUGGCCUAAAGAAGUCUCUAGUUUACUAUCUUGGUUCAGCCGGUAAGGGCUCUAAAACCAAUUGGAUGAUGCAUGAAUUUCGCCUCCCAUCUACCGCAAAAUCCGAGUCGCCAACUCAACAAGCAGAGGUGUGGACACUAUGCAGAAUCUUCAAACGAGUCACACAUCAUCGAAACCCAACCAUCCUACAACCAAACCGUAGACCGGUUAUCACCUUAACUGAUUCAUGUUCGAAGACGAGCAGCUUAGAUUCCGAUCACACUAGCCAUCACGUCGUAGAAUCCUUGUCCCACAAGCUACAUGAGCCGCAGCGUCAGCCACAGACGCAUAAUCCUUAUUGGAACCAACUUACUACGGUUGGUUUCAAUCAACCGACAUAUACUUGCCAUGAUAACAACUUGGUUAAUCUCUGGAACAUCAACGGUGAAGAUUUCAUCGGAAACGCAGCAAGUUGGGAUGAACUUAGAUCAGUUAUAGAUGGAAAUACUAAUCACUUGUAAUAACUUUUCUAUCUCCUAGUGUGGGAGAUGUGUUUCAUGUUGAUUUUGUUCUCAUUCAGAACCAACUCGGAUCCUGUUUUUUUUUCUUCAUGUUCGAUACUACUGAUAUUAUAUACAUAUCAAUAGCCAUGUUGUUCAAUAAAAUACAUAUUAUAUAUAUAUA
Molecule: messenger RNA, 1062 nt
Organism: Brassica napus (rape)
Lineage: Eukaryota; Viridiplantae; Streptophyta; Magnoliopsida; Brassicales; Brassicaceae
Product: transcription factor JUNGBRUNNEN 1-like
Exons: 3
Coding region: 66-899 (277 amino acids)
Biological process (GO): regulation of DNA-templated transcription
Molecular function (GO): DNA binding
Source: RefSeq, a predicted model, not a curated record